AUGGCGGGCGAAAACAUACCCGUGGGGUCUCUCAUUCAACUCCCGAUCUUGGACAUCUCGAAUCCGAACGACCCCGCUGUGGGGAAGGCGAUGCUGGACGCAGCCGCGAAAUAUGGCUUCCUCUACGUGAGCAGCAAAGGAACUGACUUCAGUGCCAGUGAUGUCAAGAAUGCUUUUGAUCUUUCGAGGAAGUUCUUUAAGUCCCCUGUGGAGGAAAAGGCGGCUUGUCCGAUCCAGCCCAAUAACUAUGGCUGGUCCGGUAUGCAUGUCGAGACACUGGAUCCAGAACACCAACGGACGGGCGACUUCAAAGAGGCAUUCAACUUUGGGGAGUUCAAAGAUGGAAAGGCUCAACACCCAUUGCCGCAAUCAUUGACUUCACAUGAAUCGGAAAUAGCUCACUUCGCAGACCUCUGUAACAAAACCUGCGACAGGAUUCUCAAGUUGCUAGCACUGGGACUCGAGAUACCUGAGGACUUCUUCACAGCUCGUCACGACCCCAGUCAAGGCCCGACAGGCUGUAUUCUGCGUUACCUCUAUUACCCUUCAAUCGCCUCCCCGGCGACCUCAUCCUACAAGCACGGCACCGACGUUCGUGCAGGUGCCCAUUCCGAUUAUGGCAGCGUCACCUUACUGUUUCAGCGUCCGGGCCAGCCAGGCUUGGAGAUCCUGACGCCAGAAGGAACCUGGGCACCCGUCCCAGUGCAACCGGGGCAGACUGCUGAGGAAGACCGGGAUGCUGCCUUCCCGUUCCCUCCUAUCCUAGUCAAUAUCGGUGACCUGCUCAGCUACUGGACGGAUGGGCUACUGAAAUCAACCGUCCACCGCGUCGUUUUCCCACUAUCUGAGCAACAGAGUCCCAACCCGCAGGAUCGUUACAGUAUCGUCUUCUUUUGCCACCCCCUGGAUAAGACAGAACUGGUCCCUGUCCCCAGUGACAUAGUAACCGCCUAUCGGCAGAAGUGCAAGGAGAGUGGUGUCCAGGACGAGAAAGUUGGCUUCGGCGGCGGAGCGGGGAGUCUGGAGCCAGGCAAACGAACCCUGACGGCUCGAGAACACUUAGAGUCACGUUUGGCUGCAACGUACAAGUUCGAUAAAUGA
This is a messenger RNA of Aspergillus nomiae NRRL 13137, 1101 nucleotides long. Its product is annotated as putative oxidoreductase, 2OG-Fe(II) oxygenase family. The coding region runs from base 1 to 1101 and encodes 366 amino acids. NCBI's taxonomy places the organism in Eukaryota, Fungi, Ascomycota, Eurotiomycetes, Eurotiales, Aspergillaceae. Gene Ontology annotation, molecular function: dioxygenase activity. The record is from RefSeq and is a predicted model, not a curated record. The transcript has 5 exons.